Messenger RNA from Penicillium vulpinum, 3201 nucleotides. RefSeq lists its product as uncharacterized. The transcript is spliced from 6 exons. The record is from RefSeq and is a predicted model, not a curated record. Bases 1 to 3201 code for a protein of 1066 amino acids. NCBI's taxonomy places the organism in Eukaryota, Fungi, Ascomycota, Eurotiomycetes, Eurotiales, Aspergillaceae.
AUGGCGCAAGUUCGAUCUCAUCAAUCGGGCUCAUCCUUCGGUUCAUCACCAUCGCGCCAGGAUACAGAAGAUAACUCUAGCAAGGAGAAAACAUCGCUCUUCGGCUCCGUCAAAAAGACAUGGCAGAAAUUGGGCUUGGACAGACCCACCGUUCUCUUGAUGAUGAAGGGCGGUCUUGCACCCACUAUAGCCAUUUCCAUCUGCCAAUCUAAUGUUGUUGCACACGAGUACAAGACCUUGGGCUAUCUCGUACCCGUUGUCUCUAUCUUAGGCUUUGCGAUCAUGCCUCGCGCAAAGUUUAUCCAGAUGAUCAUCUUUGACAUUUUGGCUGUCUGCAUAGCAGCAUCUUUCGCUCUGUUGACAAUGUUCUCCAGUGUCAGGGCACGCCAACACACCGCCAUUGACCCUACUGAUAAAUACAAUUCCUCCGCAUCUGCUGUCAGUGGUAUUUGGCUGUUCUUUCAAAUCUGGAUGGUUCACACCUUCCGCGCUAAAUACCCGCAGCUGCAAUUUCCCGUGAUUAUUUACGCAAUCUUCGCCAAUGUUUCUUCAGUAUACGCUGCGCAAAUGCAGAGCAUGACAGCUGCGUUUACUAUGGUGAAGCAAUUGCUUGCCGCAUUCCUUAGUGGUCUCGGCAUUGCAACAGCAACGUCACUAUUCAUCCUUCCCAUGACUUCACGUCAGGUCGUCUUCAAACAAAUGGCGAGCUACAUUGGUGGGCUUCGCUCAGCCUUGAAUGCCCAUGCUCUAUAUUUUCAAUCACUGGAAAGAGACGACAUGUUUGGUCGCACGGAGACCUACGAUGAAGGCCGUGAGAAGUUUGGCAAGAAGGGAAAGAUCUACAGUCCCGAGGCAGAAGCCAUCCGUGGUGCCAUCCGACAGAUCACAGACAUCCAUGCCAAACUCCAUGGUGAUCUGACAUUUGCGAAGCGUGAGAUCGCAUUAGGAAAACUGGGACCGGACGAUAUUCAGGCCAUCUUCCGUCAUCUUCGCCAGAUUAUGAUCCCGGUUGUGGGGUUGAGCUUCGUGGUGGAUAUCUUCCAGCGACUGUCAGACUAUAACAGAUGGAACCAACCCAUUGAUCUAAACGAGCCCGUGGUCCCAGAGGAUAUUCGACAGCGCGUUGUGCACGAGUGGAAUGAUAUCAUGAGGGCGGUACACGAUCCAUUCGCGGUGAUGAUUCAAACUAUUGAUGAGGGGUUACUACAUACGUCUUAUGUUUUUAGGCUAACCAAGCCACCCAAACGCACAGCUAAAGCGAAAACUUCAAAUGACAAUUCAAUGGAGGAAGGCAACGAUGUGGAGGCCACAGCCGCAAACUCUGCCCCUGGAGAAAAGGCAUUUGUGGAGCAUUAUGAAGAGAAACUUAGAGAAUUUAAAAGCGCAAAGCGCCUCGCUUUGCGGACAUGGGCUGAGGAGAAGGGUGUCACGCUCCCGCCCGACUUUUUUGAUCAUCCUACUUCUCCUGAAAUGUUGAACUCCGAUUUUUUGGAUACCUCCGCUACGCAAAAAGAGCGAAGCCGACGCCAGCUCUAUCUAUUUCUCUAUAUGGAACAAUUGCUGUACUCGACUGGUCAAACCGUGCUCGACUUUGUUCGUUAUGCCGAUCAUGUUGAGGCCAAAGGGAAGCUAUUGAAGACUCGACUCGUCAUUCCUGGCAGUAAGCGAUUGUGGAAGUGGAUCAAGUCCUUCUUGAGCGCGGAGGAUCACGAUGAUGAUAAUAUGGGUGAUAUCCAUACACAAAACAACAUUCUUCAGCUUGGCGAGGCGUAUAAACUUCGCAAAGACCCCGAGCAUCUCCCACCUACUACUUUCUUUGAAAGGAUGGGGGACAAAGUUCGGGUCAUCCCGUGGUUUUUGCGCUCGUUCGAGUCGACUUACGGCUUUCGUGUCGCCUGUGCCACCAUGACUAUUGCGAUCAUCGCGUUUCUACGCCAGACACAGACCUUCUUCACUGCACAAAGAUUGGUGUGGGCCAUGAUCAUGAUCAAUCUCAGCAUGUCCCCCACUUCAGGACAGAGCAUUUUCAGUUUCGUGUUGCGAAUUCUGGGUACAUUCCUUGCAAUGGUGGCAAGUCUUCUGAUGUGGUAUAUCCCAGCUGAAAGGACACCGGGAAUUAUCGUUUUCAUGUUUAUCUUCAUCUCCAUGGCCUCCUAUAUCCCCAUCAAGAUGUUCCGCUUCCGAGCUGUCGGGAUCAUCAGCAUCAUCACUGUAAGCAUGAUCAUCGGUUAUGAGCUCCAAGUUCGCCGAGUCGGUGAGGCAGUCGCGACAUCUAAUGGACAGCUCUUCUACCCCAUCUACCUCUUGGCGCCUUAUCGGCUGGCUGUUGUUGCGGGCGGAAUCGCUGUCGCGUUCAUUUGGACGUUCUUCCCAUAUCCAAUCUCUGAGCACUCAGUCCUACGUCAAAGUCUAGGGGCAUCGUUGUAUCUUUUGGCAAACUACUACUCUAUUAUCCACGAGACCAUCUCCGGUCGCAUGCGUGGUGACGAGGGCGAAUACCUACUCAAAAGGACUUCUGCGGGUCGCAAACUUGAAAAGGCGCGACACAAAGUUUUCUCAAAGCAGAUGCUUAUGCUAGCUGGUUUACGGACAUACUCGGGCUUCCUUCGUUGGGAGGUCCCGGUUGGCGGUCGGUUCCCUAAGAAGCAGUAUGAUGCGAUUAUUGUUUGUGUAGAAAACAUUGUGAACUAUCUCAGCUUGCUGGGCUACGCAUCUGAUACGCUUGUGUAUCUAGGGGAAGGCGAAGAUGAGACAGAUAACUCCUGGAUGGUUGAUUUCCGGCGGUUAAUCAACACUGCCAAAGUGACGACUCACGAGGUCACGUCUUUGCUCUGCCUUCUCUCUGCUAGCAUUACGAACCGACAACCUCUGCCGCCAUAUCUCAAAGCACCCCGUCCAUACAGCUUCGCAAAGCGCCUGCAGGAUCUUGACAGUGAUCUACUUAGUCUCCGGUAUAUUGCCGAACCAGGAUUCGCGGCGUUUGCAGUUUUACAGAUCUCGACCCGCUGCAUUGUCGGUGAUAUGGACAGAUUACUGCGGCUCGUCAAAGACUUAGUCGGCGAAUUAGACUUCUCCUUCCACGCUGUAACCACAGGGGAGUCAAUGGCUGAAUCGCGAAUGCCGUCCCGGGCUGGAUCAAGAGCUGAUUUGACCGAGUAUGCAUCAUCAUCGAGACCUGGUGAUCGGGACAAGAACGAUUGA